Prorocentrum cordatum is the source of this 1678-nucleotide messenger RNA. NCBI's taxonomy places the organism in Eukaryota, Dinophyceae, Prorocentrales, Prorocentraceae. The record is from the annotation of a GenBank genome assembly.
GGCCGCCGAGCGCGGGCCCGGCGCUGCUGCUGCCGCGCCGGAGGUGCCCUGCAGGAACGGCUGCGGGCGGCAGGCCGCGCAGGGCUACCAGGCCUGCUGCCGCACGUGCUCGUGGACCGAGGGCGCCAGCCACGGCCCGAGGUGCGAGGCCGCCUCCGGCCGGGGCUCCAGCGCUGAGGCCAGCGACGUGCCGCCGCCGCCGAAGACGACGAUGUGGUGCCCCUUCGCCGCGCCCUCUUCGGAGGUCGACGACGCGCACCCGCAGCCGCCGCACGCCGACGAGGACGAGCUCCUGCCGCUGCAGCCGCCGCCGCGGGUGCCCGCCUUCGACAAGGAGGUCGCCAACGGACGCCCCAGCGACUGGAACCAGAGGGCGGAGACGUUCUACUGGAGCCGCAAAACGGCGCACAGGUGCCCCGACUUCGCCCGGCCGCGAGCCGACGUAGCGCACGUGAUGGAGUUCUUCGCGGCCCGCCCGGGGCCGGACGGGGCCGCGGUGUCCGCUCGCCUCGGGCCGCCGGAGGCCCGCGGGAGCUGCUGGUUCCGCUGCGAGUGGGUCGGCCCGGGCGGCGGCAAGAGCGCCCUGGAGAAGCUCCAGGCCGAGGGCUGGGUGCGAGCCUGGCACGGGUGCAAGAUGGAGUCCGUGUACUCCAUUCUCUACCACGGCCGGUUCUGCGAGAGCGGUCGAUCGGGGCGCGGCGACAGGUUCUUCGACUACGGAGAGGGCGUGUACCUGCACCGGGACCGCCUGGCUCACAAGACGCAGUUCUACAGCCGGUUUACGCCGUUUCUCGGCAACGGGACGUACGUCUCAGCCAUCUUCGAGUGCCUGGUCAACAGGGAGGAUAAGGUCCAGACCUUCAACGGCACGGACCAGUGGAUCAACCGCUCCCGCAGCGUGCGGCUGUCCGCCCUGUGGCUGUGCUGCCGCACUAAGCGGGACAUGGUCCCCGGGGACGAGGUCGCUGCGGAGUGGGUCCCGGAGAUGGAGGCGAACCCCCACCACACCGAGUGGGACGCCUCGGCCCGCGACCGAGGGGCCUCCAGCUUUGCGGACUGGCUGGUGCCGCGGCCGGCCGCCGCCCGCGGCAGGUCCCGCAGGGCCGACCGCGCCCAGAGCUCGGGGCCCGCCGGGGCGGCCCCGCCCGGCGAGCCGGCGCCGGCGCCUCCGCAGUGGCAGGAGGCCGCCGCCGGCCCGGCGCGGAGCGCUGUCGCGGAGAGGCUGGCGGGCGGCCCCGCCGGGCGCGGCGAGGAGGGCGGAGGCGGGCCUCCCGGCGGCGCGGCGCCCGCGCCGCCGCCGGGGCCCGCGGGCCAGGAGCCCCUGGCGGAGACGCGGGACGCCUGCGCGGCUCAGGCGCCAGCCAUGAGCCCCCGGGCCCUCGACGUCGUGGCCUCGUGCACGCUGGAGCUGGCCCAAGCGCACGGCGUAGACGCCAAGAAGGGCUUCGAGUUCACCGCAGAGAAGCUGCUGAGGGCGGGGCUCGGCUCCGCGGAGGCUCUGGCAGCGGCCACGGACACGGCUUGGCCGCUGGACCGGAAGGGCAGGCAAGUGCUGCCUGAGCCCCUGCGCAAUAUGCUGCGGGAGAGGGCGCGCCUGCUGCGGGUCUCCGAGGAAGACAGCCUCGACCGCCAAAAAGGGUCCUAGCGCCCGCGCGGCGCACUCCAGGGACGGUCUCGC